AUGAGCGAACAUUCAUCUGGGGUUUCAAGAAAACUGUUUUGUAAUUCUGAUAAAUUAUUUUAUGACAAUUUUAAGAAUUUAGAUGAUCGUCUUAAUUUGAAUAAUAAUUUUAAUGAGAAUAAAUAUGAAGAAAUAUACAAUAAGAAAUAUAUGAGAAAUAAUCGGAGAUUUAAAACGGAGCCUCCAAAACAUUUAUAUGAAAAUGAGAGUGAGCAAUCUUAUUCUUCCUUUUUUCAUAACAUACUUAGAAGUAUAUCAAAAAAUAUAACAAAUGAUGAUAAUGAUGGUGAUGAUAAUGAUGAUGAUGAUAAUGAUGAUGAUGAUAAUGAUGAUAAUAAUAAUGAUAAUGAUUAUGGCGAUGAUAAUAAUAUUGAUGAUAAUAAUAAUAAUAAUGAUAAUAAAAAUAUAUGCUGUGAAAUACCCCAUUGUCAUGGAAUCUCAAAGAAAAUGAAAUCGAUUCAUAGCAAAAUUCAUAAAGACCCACCUGUAGGAUAUUACAAAAAUUUUUUAUAUAAUAAUAAAAAUUUAUCUAAAGAGAAAGAGAUUAAUAAUAUUUGUUCUUCAAUAAAUAAAACUCAAAGAACAUUAAAAAGAAUAGAUACUAAUAUAAACCAGACAUCCAAUAAUAUGAAAUAUUUAAAAACUGUUAACAGUGAUAUUAUAUCAGAUGUCUUUUUAAAAAAUAAUGUUAAGAGUUUAAUUGUUUAUGACACAGGUGGUAUAGACAUUGAGCUGAUAGAAAAUGAAAAUCCAGAAUUUCUAUAUCAUACAUAUACAGGUAAUAUUAUAUCUAAUAUGUAUUAUGAAUAUGAUGAUUCUAUAAAAAAUAAAGACACAUAUAAAAAUGAAGAAAAAAAAGAUACAAUUAAUUCAUCCUUAUCAUAUAGAGAAAAUUAUAUAUAUAAAAGGGACCAUAAGUUGAGUUAUUCUUAUAAAAAUAAAGAUGAUAAUGAAAAAAUAAAAAAUAAUUCUUCAGAAAAAAAUAAUAUUAUGAAUAAUUCUAGUGAUAUGAGUAGUAACAGUGAUAGUAGUAAAAUAUUAACAAAUAAAAAAAAAAAGGAAAAUAAUAAUAUAAAUAAUAAUAAUAAUAUAAAUAAUAAUAAUAAUAAUAAUAUAAAUAAAAAUAAUAAUAUUUAUUAUAAUAAUCAGUGUGAUGGUAAUAUUUUAUAUAAUGAUGUAAAUAAUAAUAAAAUAAUUUAUAACAAAAGUAGUGUAGAUAAUAAAUAUUUGUGUAAAGAUAUAUGUGAAAAUACAUAUAAAAAUACAUAUAAAAAUAUAUCUAAUAAAUAUGAUUUACAAGAUUAUAAUACAAAUUCUUCAACAGAAAAAUAUUAUAAUAUUAAAAAUAAAAAUUCUUUAGUAAAUAAAAAUAAUAACUAUAUACAUAAUACAUCAUCAGAACGUAGUAAAGGUUAUCGUUCUUAUUCAUCAAUAUCUAGUAUUGUUUCUUUGAAUGCUUAUGAAAAAGAAAAUAGAAAGAAAUAUUAUUAUAUAGGAGAGACUAUGAAUAAUGUAAGAAAUGGAUGGGGUAUGCUUAUAUAUAAUGAUAGAGUUAUAUUUGAAGGGGAAUAUAAAAUGAAUAAUGCUAUAGGAUAUUUUAUAAAAUAUAAUGAAUAUUCAACAGAGAUAGGAUAUAGAAGUCCUAUAAGUGUAAAGUCUGUAAUUAUUAUGAGUGAUAAUGACAAUUUUAUUGUUCAAAAUAGGUCAGAAAAUUUGGACACUUCAAAAAGUGGGGAUCAGCAAGAUGGUAGUGAUAAUUGGAAUAUAUAUAAUGAGGAUGACGACAAUAAUAAUGAUAAUAAUGAUAAUAAUGAUAAUAUUUAUAAUGAUGAGAGUAUUAAUAAUGAUCAUAAUAUUUAUAAUAAUGAUCAUAAUAUUUAUAAUAAUCAUAAUAAUGAUAGUAACUGCAAUAAUAAUAAAGAAAACCCUUCUAGCAACAAAAUUGAUCAAAUUAAUAAGAAUAAUUGUAAAAUAAAUUGUAAUGAAAACAUCAAUAAUUUAAAUAUAAAUAUACCUAUAUAUGAUAAUUAUUCUAAUCCUAUAAGUAAUCCUUCUUACCAUAUUAAUUUAAAAUAUACAAAUAAAUCACUACAAAAUAAAGAUAAUAAAAUGAUUUCAAAACAUGAUAGAGAAGAAAAUAACUGUUGUAUAAAUAAUGAUAUAAUAAAAAAUAUAAAAUUUUCAGAAAAAACAGAAGAAGAUGAGAAAAAAUUAAAAAAAUUUAAUAAUCUUACUAGUUAUGUUAGAAGAAAUAGUAAACAUAAAACAUCACCUGCACGUUCUAUAAAUUAUUUAAAACCACCUGUUAUGAAUUUAAUAAGAAAUAAUAUUUAUUUUAAUAGAAAUACAUUUUGUAAAAAUGACAGUACAUGCAUUUCUACAUCUAAUUUAAAUAGUAGUAAUAAAAAAAUGAGAGAACAUAAAACUACUCAUUUUUUAAGCCCCAUGAAUAUUAUAGUAACAUCAUUAGAUACAGACGAUGAAGAUAAUAUUUCAGAUGAUAAUGUAAAAACGGAUCUUAUAAAUGGUUGCACACAAUAUGAAGAUGAAAGAAAGAAAUAUGAACAGAAUAUAAAAACAGAUGAAGAGCAAUCUAUAGAAACAAAUAUUAAAGACAAUGAUGGUAGGGUUUUAUAUCAAUUAAAGAUUAAUAAAAAUAAUGAUAGAACUAAUGUAUCUCAUAUAGAAAAGAGGGAUUUUAAAGUAUAUGAAGAAAUAUAUGAUAAUGAAGAAAUAAAAACAGAUUAUUCUCAUAAUGAUAACAAUAUAGAUAAUGUGAAAAAGAUGAAGUGUAUAAAUAUUAAUAAUGUUAAUAAUAAAAUAUAUAAUGAAAACGAUAUGAACAAUUUAAAUAACCCUAAUAAUUAUAAUGAACAUAAUAAUACAUUUGAAAAGUAUAUUAACAAAAAAGAGGGAGAAGAAGAAUCAACAUUAAAUGAUGAUCAAAAUAAAUUACAUAUUAAUGCAUUUGAAAAAUAUAAAUAUCUUAUUUGUGAAAAUAUUAAUAAUGAUAAUUUUGUUAUUAAAAAUAAUCAAAUAACAACAUUUGAAAAGUUUAUGAAGAAUCAAGAAAAUUUAGAAAUAAAUAAUAAAUGGAGAGAUACUCUUAAUAAAAUUAGGAAGGAGAAUAAUAGUAUGAGACAAACAAUGCAAGGUAAAAUAAAUAAUUAUGGAUUAAAUAAAUAUGUAUGUAGUAAUAAUAUAGAACAAAUAAAAAAGAAUAAUUUAUUGAAUAAUACACGAUUGAUGGGUAAAAUUAUAAAAAUAAAGAAAGAAAACAAUGAUAUAUAUAAUGAUAUUAAUAGUGAUAUUAAUAGUGAUAUCCAUAGUGAUCUCAUUCACGAUAUCAUUCUCAAUAACAAUAGUGAUGUUAUUAAUAGUGGCGAUGCUGCUAAUAAUGUUAAUAAUAUAUGUUCUGAAUAUAUAAAUAAUAAUGAUAAAGAAAAUAUAAAAUUUUGUAAUUGGGAUAGAAAUAUAUUUCCAACAAGAUUAAGAGGAGCUACAUUUCCAGAGACACAUGAUGAUAGACAAAAACAUUGUUUUUUAUUUAUUGAUGAUUAUUUAACAUCAAAUGAAAAUAAAUUUGAUAUUAUAAAUGAAAAUGUAAAAUUAAGAGCUUCUGAUUAUAAUAAAUGGUCUGUUAAUAUGUUAUAUAAUUUUCUUAAAAUGAUAGGUUUAAAAAAAGAAGCAUAUUUAUUUAAAAUUAACAAAAUUAGAGGAUAUCAUAUAUUAAAAUUAACAGAUAAAGAAUUGAAAAAAUUAAAUAUAAAUAAUAGUUAUGUUCGAAAAUUUGUACUUUCUGUUUUUAGAUUUUUAACUAAUUCUAUAGAUAACGCAGAUCCUUUAUCAUUAAAUUUUAAUUCUAAUAAGAAAUUUUCAUUUAAUAAUAUACAAAAUAUAUGUAAUACUCAAAUAACUAUAUUAAAUAAAAUUGGAGGAGGUAGUUAUGCUCAAGUAUUUCGAGCCAAAUAUAAAUCAAUGAAUGUUGCUUGUAAAAUUUUCUUAUAUAAACCUAAACAUUUAUCAGAUGAAAGUUAUUGUGAAAGUUAUAUAUCAACACCACGUUCUAGUCAUAGGUAUAUAUUUCCAAAAAUUAAUAAAAAUAUAUAUCUAGAAAAUUAUAAAAUUACAGAUAUAAAUAAGGAUAAUCAAAAUAAGGAAGAUAUUAUUAGUAAUAAUAUACAUAUGAAUCAAUCGAAUUAUAUAGACCAUGUAUCUAAUGUGGAUGAUAUAAAUUAUAUUGAAGAAGAAAAUCAAAUUGAAAAUAAUAAUAAUAUAUGUAAAAAUAAAAAAAAUAAUGAUAUAAAUAAUUCUUUAGAUACAUUACAGAGAAAUAAGAAAAUAAAAAAAAUGGCAAAUUUGGAAAUAUUUCGUUAUUUUCCAACACCAGUAAAAUAUCGAAAUUAUGAAGCCAAAAUUUUAUAUUCCUUACAAGAAUGUAAACAUGUUAUAAAAUUAAUAGGUGUUUGUAGUUUAAGAGAAGGAGAAGAAUCAUUAAUACUUCAACAUUGUGCAGGUGGUAGCUUAGAAAAAUAUAUAUAUAAAGAUGAGAAAAAAAAAAAUUCUGCAUAUGCUAAAUCUUUAACAAGACCUAAACUUGUUAAAAUAUUUCAACAAGUAGCUGAAGGAAUGUAUAAUAUUCAUACUAAUCAAUGUUUCCAUAGAGAUUUAAAAUUAUCAAAUAUUUUAUUAGAUGAAUAUCAAAAUGCAGUUAUAUCUGAUUUUGGUUUAUCUACAAAUUUUUCAUCUAAUGAUAGUCCAACAGCAUAUGCUAUUUAUGGUAAUAUAUUUUAUGCUGCACCUGAAGUUUUAAAAGGAGAAGGUUUUUUUAAAGAAUCGGAUGUAUGGUCAUUUGCUGUAAGUUUAUGGGAAGCCUUAACUAAAAAAAUUGCAUAUGAUGGAAUAUCAGCAUCUGAAGUUUUUUGUAAAAUAUCAUCAGGGGAAUUAUUCUUACCUAUUCCAAAAGAUAUUCCUAUCGAAUUAUCUCAACUUUUAAAAAGUAUGUUAGAUUAUGAUUUUACAAAAAGACCACUUUUUAAUGUUAUUGCAAAAAAAUUAGAACAAAUAAGAAUUCAAGCCGAAGAUAAAUUACAUUUGGAUAUCAUGUCCUUUUUUGAUGGCUAA
This is a messenger RNA of Plasmodium adleri (nom. inval.), 5124 nucleotides long. Its product is annotated as tyrosine kinase-like protein. Gene Ontology annotation, biological process: protein phosphorylation. The record is from RefSeq and is a predicted model, not a curated record. NCBI's taxonomy places the organism in Eukaryota, Apicomplexa, Aconoidasida, Haemosporida, Plasmodiidae. The transcript has a single exon. Gene Ontology annotation, molecular function: ATP binding; protein binding; protein kinase activity. The coding region runs from base 1 to 5124 and encodes 1707 amino acids.